ACUUAAUUGGCGCCAAGAAACGGCUCCCUAGCCAUGUUCCAUCACGUUCCUGCGCACGCGCUUCUCCUGAGGUUUCCCGUAGAAAUUCCCGUAGCAACCGGAGGCUCGACCGAUCACAACAAAUACAUAUUCUCACCGCGGGCAGUAAACAUGGUAACCCGAAGUUUGUUUUUCCCGAACCAACAAUCAGGAGAUCUCCCAUCGCGGUGAAGAGAAAGUUUGCCCUUAUCAAUCGGCCCGCAAUCUUCAAGAAACCGUUCAGCUUGUCCUCGAAUCGGUUCAGGGUAGUAGGUGCGAAAGAUGAGUUCGAACAACAAACACCUUGGAAAGUGUACCUCGGUCACCAACUCGCUACUUCCGGAGUCUAGCUCCAGUACCGGAAGCAGCAGCAGCAGUAGCAGCAACUGGGACAGGACAGAUUACAGUUCCUUUCAGUCGGAGAAACUUACGAGCCGGGAUGAAGACGCUUUGAGUUCGAUAUCGGGAUCAUCCCUGUCGUCGUCACCGCGUCACGAGUCACGACAUGGCGCCAAUGGAUUUCAGGUGGAAAUUUUGAGCUCCGAACCGGAAGACUUUGAUGAAAGUGGACACCUGUUUCACAUGGAUAUCAUGAAGAAUAGUUUGAGCGAUAUAUCCUUGUCGUCAUCGCGUAGAAUCGCCGCCGUUAAACCGAAGAAAGCGCAAAAUUUGUCGUUUUCUCGGGAUCGUGUCCGGGAGAUAGAAAGGCACAAUCAACUUUUACUGCAGAGAAUAAUGACCACAAAGCCAACGCUUAGCACUAAGGCCAAGACUAGUGUCACAACGUUCAGUACGGUAAGAGCGCCCUCAAACAAUAACUCAAGGACCACAAGUGCAGCAGUCAAUCGCAAGAAAAAGCAACGUCAAAUUGACAUCGAUAAUCAGCUUCUUCGUAAGAAAUUGGAGAAAAUAGAGCGAACGCGUCGUACUGCUUGGUAAAGCAGCUCUACUCUCGAACGCAGUCGUUCUCAAACUCAAACCCCAGGACUUGUUUGAAAUAGAGUUUAUAUUUAUGAUGAGGUUUUAAAGACUAAUAACAGGAUAUGCGUGUCAUAUUCGAAACGAUGCAAAAAUUGUGAACAAUCAAAAUUUUCUGAAAAUAAACAAGUGAGAGUUUUAGAUUUA
Molecule: messenger RNA, 1143 nt
Organism: Aedes aegypti (yellow fever mosquito)
Lineage: Eukaryota; Metazoa; Arthropoda; Insecta; Diptera; Culicidae
Product: protein hemingway
Exons: 4
Coding region: 301-957 (218 amino acids)
Biological process (GO): spermatogenesis
Source: RefSeq, a predicted model, not a curated record